AUGUCUGUCUCAUUGACUGAAUUUGUAAGUGCAUGGAAUGAUGCUUUUACUUUUCAAAUACGUGAAUCUGAGAUUAAAAACCCUACUGAACCGUUUUUUCGGCGAUGUUUGAUUUUACUGCUGAAAAGUUUCUAUGUCGAUACAACACGAUAUGAUAACAUGGAUAAUGAAAUGGGGAAUGACUUGAGAUUAACACGCAUUAAAUUGGUUGCUGUUGUGAAUCACUUUUAUAAGAUCGCUUAUCCAGGAGCAAAACAGAACUUCGGAUAUAUGGACAUGAUCCAACCCACUUUCAAAAAAGUUUUCAAUGUACUAAAUUACCUGUUGAAUUAUUACGUAUUCGUUCGUCAAACAUAUGCACAUACAAUUCAAAGUGUCAAGGAAAAGGUGAAUUUACGAGAUGAGCUUCAAAGGAAGAAACAUCAACUUCUGAAAAGCAUCGAGGAAGAAAAGAUUAAAGAGGAAAAUACUGCAAAAGUCAUUAAUUCAUUGGAAAGAAAAAUUCCUCGUCAAAAAGAAAAAAUCACUGAGCUUGCGUCUAAGGAACAAGAUCUUCAUAUUCAAACAGCAAAGUCUCAAAAGGAGCUUGAAGAUGUCGAAAUGAAGUUGAUAGAAGAUGGUAGAAGCUUAGAAGAGGCACAGUCAUCAUUAAUAUCAGAUUCGGAAGCUCAAGAAAUUAUAAAAACAAAAGAAAAAAUUACUAAACAACUCGAGGAAGAAAAUUUCAUCACUCAAGCUGUUCGCCAAAAGCUUCAUGAACAUUCAAACACCAUUCAGGAAAUUCGUUUGAUUAUAGCAGAAAUGGAACAAAUUCAAUUAACUUUCGAUGUCGAUGCAAGCGAAAUUAUCAAGAAAAAGAAGGAAGUGGAAAACUUGAAAGUAGAAAUUAGCGGGUUGAGCUCAAAUGUAUCGAAGGAUCAUCAAGAGAUUGAUUUCCUUUCAAAUUCUCUUCAAAUGAAAAUCUCGUCGAUUGAACUCUUACAACAAAAAAUUGAAGAAACAAAGAAAAUUUAUGCGAUCAAAGAAAUGGAAAAGAAAAAGAAAAUCGACAAAUUGUCAAAAUCUUCAUCAUUGUUGACAAGAAAGGAAGCAAAAAUUUUUGCGACAAAUCAAAGAUUGUAUGAUGAGCAGACGUUACUUAAGAAAAUUACUGAGCACGUCAUCAAGAAGAUGUCGAUAGAUAAACAGAAGCGAGAAGAUUAA
This is a messenger RNA of Clunio marinus, 1203 nucleotides long. The record is from the annotation of a GenBank genome assembly. NCBI's taxonomy places the organism in Eukaryota, Metazoa, Arthropoda, Insecta, Diptera, Chironomidae.